Megalops cyprinoides (Indo-Pacific tarpon) is the source of this 462-nucleotide messenger RNA. RefSeq names its product golgin subfamily A member 7-like. NCBI's taxonomy places the organism in Eukaryota, Metazoa, Chordata, Actinopteri, Elopiformes, Megalopidae. Bases 25 to 462 code for a protein of 145 amino acids. Gene Ontology annotation, cellular component: palmitoyltransferase complex; Golgi stack. The record is from RefSeq and is a predicted model, not a curated record. Gene Ontology annotation, biological process: peptidyl-L-cysteine S-palmitoylation; Golgi to plasma membrane protein transport; protein targeting to membrane. The transcript has a single exon.
GGGGCCAUCAACACAGCUUCCAACAUGGUGGAGACUCACAACUUGCAGGACAUCAGACAGGAAGCGGCCACUGCUGCCAAAGUGUUCAUUCAGAGGGACUACAGGUACGGCACUGCCUGCCAGUUCCAGACCAAGUUUCCCUCUGAACUGGAGACCAGGAUCGGCAGGCAGCAAUUUGAGGAAACGGUGCAGACACUGAAUGACCUCUACGCUGAGGCAGAGAAGCUGGGUGGCCACUCAUACCUGGAGGGCUGGGUGGCCUGUCUCACGGCCUACACCAUCUCCGUGUGUAUGGAGACCCGCUAUGAGAGGGUCUUGAAGAAGAUCGCUAAGUACAUCCAGGAGCAGAACGAUACGAUCUACGCACCACGUGGUCUUCGUCUCACGGAUCCCAUUGAGAGAGGGCUCAGAGUCAUCGAAAUCACCAUCUUUAACGACUUGAGCACAGGCUCCAGAAGAUAA